Trichechus manatus latirostris (Florida manatee) is the source of this 8340-nucleotide messenger RNA. It is a transcript of the gene UHMK1, whose product is annotated as U2AF homology motif kinase 1. The transcript has 7 exons. The record is from RefSeq and is a predicted model, not a curated record. Gene Ontology annotation, biological process: peptidyl-serine phosphorylation; positive regulation of translational initiation; regulation of protein export from nucleus. Gene Ontology annotation, cellular component: neuronal ribonucleoprotein granule; nucleus. Gene Ontology annotation, molecular function: ribonucleoprotein complex binding; RNA binding; ATP binding. The coding region runs from base 161 to 1360 and encodes 399 amino acids. Lineage: Eukaryota; Metazoa; Chordata; Mammalia; Sirenia; Trichechidae.
UCCGGUGUCAUGGCGGGCUGAGGUUCCAGCAGUUGGUGAGGCGGCUGCAGGUCCCUCCCUGCGGAGCCGCUGGUCCGGCGGGCGGGGAUGUGACCGCGGGCCCUGCCGGCCUGCCCCGGGCGUCGCGUCAGCUCCCGUGUCAGUGCCCUCAGUCUACGCGAUGGCGGGGUCCGGCUGCGCAUGGGGCGCGGAGCCGCCGCGGUUUCUGGAGGCCUUCGGGCGGCUUUGGCAGGUACAGAGCCGCCUGGGCAGCGGCUCCUCGGCGUCGGUGUAUCGGGUGCGCUGCUGCGGCACUCCUGGCUCGCCCCCUGGCGCCCUGAAGCAGUUCUUGCCGCCCGGAACCACCGGGGCUGCGGCCUCAGCCGCGGAGUAUGGUUUCCGCAAAGAGAGGGCGGCGCUGGAGCAGUUGCAGGGUCACCGGAACAUUGUGACUUUGUAUGGAGUCUUUACAAUCCAUUUCUCUCCAAACGUGCCAUCACGCUGUCUGUUGCUUGAACUCCUGGAUGUCAGUGUUUCGGAAUUGCUUUUAUGUUCCAGUCACCAGGGUUGUUCCAUGUGGAUGAUACAGCAUUGUGCCAGAGAUGUUCUAGAGGCCCUUGCUUUUCUUCAUCAUGAAGGUUAUGUCCAUGCAGACCUCAAACCACGCAACAUAUUGUGGAGUGCAGAGAAUGAAUGUUUUAAACUCAUUGACUUUGGACUUAGUUUCAAAGAAGGUAAUCAGGAUGUAAAGUAUAUUCAGACAGACGGGUAUCGAGCUCCAGAAGCAGAACUGCAAAAUUGCUUGGCCCAGGCUGGCCUGCAGAGUGAUACAGAAUGUACCUCAGCCGUUGAUCUGUGGAGCUUAGGAAUCAUUUUACUGGAAAUGUUCUCAGGAAUGAAACUGAAACAUACAGUCAGAUCUCAGGAAUGGAAGGCAAACAGUUCUGCUAUUAUUGAUCACAUAUUUGCCAGUAAAGCAGUGGUGAAUGCCGCAAUUCCAGCCUAUCACCUAAGAGACCUUAUCAAAAGGUACAUUGCACGUACUUUAAACUUGCUUUGGGUACGUUUACUAUAUGAAGCAUUUCUUUUACUGAAUGGAUUUAUAUUAAUAUUUCUGGUUUGCCUGAUCAUGCUCUUUCUGGCAGAUGUUGUAGAAGAUGUCAAAGAGGAGUGUCAGAAAUAUGGACCAGUGGUGUCUCUGCUUGUUCCAAAGGAAAAUCCUGGCAGAGGACAAGUCUUUGUGGAGUAUGCAAAUGCCGGUGAUUCCAAAGCUGCUCAGAAGUUACUUACUGGAAGGAUGUUUGAUGGGAAGUUUGUUAUGGCUACAUUCUACCCACUGAGUGCCUACAAGAGGGGAUACCUGUAUCAAACCUUGCUUUAAUCAGUAACCUAAGGACUAUUUCCUCUUUCUCCUCUUCCGUUUCCUGGAUUAUUGUAUUCCACAUUUGAAUGCAGAAGUACCUCUCAACCAUUUAAAAGGGGUACUUUGUACAUUUAUUUAAUCCUACUAAUGUGCAGUCAUUGCCCAGGCAGGGGCUGCAUUGCAGACGUUUGGCACUGAUUAGGACAAGACCUCUCAGCUAUACAUUGAGGGGUUCUAGAGCAUCCAUGUGGGCAGCCUUCUUUGUGCAGUAGGACAGGUGCUGCUCUUCAGUAUGUAACCUAAAACGAUACUAUUUCUUGUGAUCACGAAGAAGCAAGGAUGACUAAUAUCAUGUCAUAGUGAAUAUUACUAACAGAUUUGUUAAAGUUGGUGACAUCACUUAGAGAUUAUUGCUUUAUGUUGUCAGGUGGUUCUUAUCGUUGAUCUCCAUAGCUGGCACUGGAUUCUCUCAGCAAUGUUAAGUAAUUGUCAAACAGCAAUUACCUACUGUGUUCUUAGCACAGAGUUGUGAAUUUUGUUAAAAGGAGUACUGUAGUCCUGAAUAUUCCUUUAAAGAAACUGCAGUGAGCCUAUCUACAUUUUUUUUUUUAAUUACAGCUUUUAAAAUAGAAGCUGAUGCUUGAUCUUGCACAAUUUUUAUGUUUAGUAUGUAUGCUCGAGUGUGUGUGCAGGUGCGUGAGAUUAGAGAAAAUUUGAGUCAGCAUACUUUAUAGUAUGAGUUUUGUGAGCUAAUACAGUCUAUACCCAUCUUUUCCCUGCCUGUUUCAUACCUGUAAGUUUUUGAGAGAUGAUCUGUCUGAUACAAAUGACAAAACAGUUCAUUCCUUAGAGACUCAGAACAAACAUGAGUCUGGACUUUUGGGGGUUGCGUUGAAACUGAAAGUGAAUCUGAGAAACAGAAAAGGCUUUGCUACCCAUGACUUGCCCCGUCCUUCAGUCUACUGGAGCCCCGGUUGUUUCUACUGACCGUCCUGCGAUCGUCAGAAGAUUCAUUGAUACAUAGUUCUCACUUCCCCUGCCCCAAUUUUCUGCCUCUUUAUCCCUAGUAGAAUGAGAAGCUAGAGGACCAGCGUCGCAGUUGGGCUGGCUUUUGGCUGCGAGGAGGUUUAGAAAGUGGAAUUAGAAAGGAAGGGAAACUCGAAGAACUCUUAAAAAGAUUCAUAGCAAUCUCAUGCUUUCCUGAGCAGAGGAUGUCACAGGUGGUUGUAUAGUUUAGAGACUUAUGAUUAUGGAUUCCUUUCACUUUAUGGUAGUUUACCCUUAAAGUAUAAAAAUUAGGACACCUUUAUAAAGCACUGAUUAUACAAAAAAAACCAACAACAAGUUGUAUAAAGGUUUUGAAUUCUUUUCUGCUUCCUAACCUGAACGGGAUUUUUAUUUUCUUUAAGGAAAAUGUCUUUUAUAUUUUUCCCUGCUGGAAGCCUCCUCCUCCCAUUGUCUUUCCUCGUGUGCUGUUAGGUUACGGAGUGGCCAGUUAGAAUUUAUGUUUUAGAAGAUGAAUUAUUUCACCCUGUUCAAGCCAAUCACUAUUUUAUUUCAGUUGCAUUUGUCAAAACAUCCAAGAGUCUCCCUUAAUAUUUAUUAUAAAGCCAAAUUUGGCUUAAGAAAGUUUAUUUAUGAACUGCCAAAAGGCCUUGUAGCAUGGUCCCCAAGGGAAAAUUAUAUAGUAAGCUUCCAGUGUGUGCCCUUAGAAGAAUGAUUUUAUUUUAGCCCCUUUAGAGGUUGGUUAGUUGGUAUAUUUUCCAAUAAGAAUUCAUGAGAGUCUACCCAGUUUUGUGGAGACCUAAGCUUUCCUAAAACAAGUGUUUGUAUGGGUGGCAGCUUCCAUGGUGAUUAGAAACACCAGAUCCUAUAUACUGAUGAACAGAGUACAAAUGAAUUCUUUGAAGGGCGAGUAGUUUAGGUUAAGGGAGCACUGGUGGCACAGUGAUUAAGCGCUCAGCUGCUAAACGAAAGGUUGGUGGUUUGUACCCAUCAGCUGCUCCACGGGGGAAAGAUGCAGCAGUCUACUUCCGUAAAGAUUUACAGCCUUGGAAACUGUGGGGCAGUUCUACUCUGUCCUAUAGGGUCACUGUGAGUCAGGACUCGACUCACCCGCAGUGGGUUUUUUGGAAUCUAGAUUAGCACAUGUACCUUUCUCAUCCCGUCUCCAUCACCACCACCACCACCAAAAAAAAAGUCUUUACAAAUAAACUGCAGGUAUGCCUCCAAGAUUAGUGAUGCAGUAUGCUGCUAACAUCUUGAUGCUGAAUUUCACAGCCGCCUUUGAUCAUCUUACCGCUGAUAUAUUCAUAUGUGUAUGUAGUGUUUAACACUGUAGAAUUUUAUUACAGAAGAUGCUUACUAGAUUUUAGGGAAACUGAGGGGCAGUUAAUGAACUUAAGUAACCAUGCAUUAAAAUGAAUAUUUUAUAUUAGAGCUGCAGAUUUGAAAAAAGAUGCCUCCUAUAAUUUAAGUCAUUUUAUAGCUCUUAGCCCAUUAUUGCCAAAGAUGAAACUUGCAAAGUCUCCCUUCCUACUCUGAUGUAAUCAGAAGUUUAUAUCUUACUGUCUUUCUUAAACCUGAACCAAAUAUUAUCAAAAGAUGCAAUUUUCCUGAUUCUUUAGGAUGAAAUAUCUAGACAGGAAUUUUGAUCCCUUGAAGUUAAUGUAAACCUAGACAUUUUCUUUUUGAGAGGCAGGGUGAAGAGGUAAAAAUUCACGUCACUUAACCCCUACCCUCUUGGGAAAAUAUUUAUCUCAGGUAGUUUUUCUUUCCCUAAAUUAAUACUUGUUCUUCCUUUCCUCUUGCCUUCCCAAUUUCUUCUUUAUUAUUCCAUGGUAUCUCCAUGGCACAUUUUACUGUAGAAAAGGUAGAUAAAGUGAUUAUAGAAAAUCUUUGGUCUUUGGAACACCAUACUGAGAAGAGGUAGCUAGCCACUUCCAAAACUUUAGUACUACACUUAGAGGGAAAGAAUAAAUGGAGUUAGAUCUGGAUACCUCAGUAAGAGACAGCACUAGCUAAAAUAGCUAAAGGUUGCAUUUUAAAGGAAUUAAAAAAAAAAAAAUGUAUCCUUCUGCAAUAAUAGCUCUGCAUUUAUUACCACUGGAUGUCUUCCUUGUUUUACGGCCAUCAGUAUAGCAAGUCUUUCUAGAGAAAUUCCCUUCUGCUAUUGAGCCAACACUCUGAACGAUUACUAUAGAAUAAAACCCAUAAAAAUAGUUUUACUCACCCUCUUGUGUGUGUUCUCGUUGAGACAAGAAUUGCCUCCUUUUGGUACUUUAGCUGCUAAAGAGUACUGAGAUAUGAUAAAUUACCUUUUAUAAAAAAAGAACUCUGAAUUCUCAUUUAACUUGCAUAUAGACCCAUGUUACUUAUAUUUUAAUUGUUGAGCAAAUGUAUCAUAAGCAAUGCUGCCAGAAGUAGUGCUGCCAUCUAAAGGAAGUUUAAGAGAAACGAUGGAUGUAAGGUUUGUUUCUGUCUUGCCACACUUGUUCUCCCAGAAAAUUACUUACCCUGGUAAGGGCAUCAGUUAUCUUUCUGGGAUGACUUGAAGGCAGAGUGAUAGCAUUCAUCACAGAGAAUGCUCUUUCAGAGUUCAUUUGAGUUCAUUAACCAAUUACAGCUAACUAUAAAGUUUGGGCAUCAUUUUCUUCUUAGGUCUUACGUUCUGACUUUUAAAUUAGGCCUAGCCUUCAUAAUUUCUACUAUCAGUUAUACUGGGCAGCAUGAUAUUGUAUUUUUUAUAAUUAAUUUCUUGAAACUCAGCACCAUAGUAACUGAUAAUCAUCACAACAACAUAGUCACCGGGCGGAGGAUCGGGAGAGACCUCUAUACCCAAGCGUUUUACCUAGAAUCUUGUGCCAGGGUGCGUGCUAGGUGACUUAAUUCAGAUUAGGGCACAGAUGGAAUCACAUCAUGACUUUAGUCUGGUGCAUGUGUAGAUAGUCAAAGAUUUAUGCAAGUGCCUUCUGUUUACUGGAAAAUAUUAAAACUCAUUUGGGUGAAAGCUUCCCAGAUGGUAAUAAUUAAUUGCACCUCUGCCUUUUCCAUGGAUAGAUUGACUCAAGCAGUAUAAAAGUCCAAAAUUUCCUUGGUUCACAUUUUGUGUGUAUGUGUGUGUGUAAAACUGUUUGUAUUUUAUUUUUUCCAAUAUUACCCAUGAUGGAAAGCCAGAAUUAUCUGGCAGAAUCUUAACCCUUGGUUCUAGUUCCAUUUUUAAUAUCAGGUUCUUUCUGCAAAUCUUAUUCCACUAUCUCUCUGAUAUCAUUUAUUUAUUUCUCGUCAAGUGUGGUCACAUACAGACCAGCCCUCGGUUACAAUUAGCUCAAAAAAUGUUCCAUUUCCUCUUAAGGUGCUCAGUAAAUCACCUUUAUUGUGAGAUGGUAGUCUUUCAAGUUAGUAUUAGUUCUUAGCUUUCUCCAUGAAUAUAAAAAUGUUCAGCCUCCAUAAUAUGGAACUCAUCUGAGCCUUUUGUGGUAUAUUUGAGUAAAUUACAUUUUCAUUGUCAUAGAGAACCGUGGCUAUUUUUGUUUUUGGAAUAUCCAGAAUUAUGGAGAUUUUGUUUUGUUUUAGCUUACCUGAUACCACAGAAUAUAUCACGUUUAUUAUCCCAGUCACCUUCCCCACAUUGUUUUUCACUAUUUUUUAAAUUAUAUGAUGACCGGUAGAUUCUCACAGUGGCAUGUAAUUGAAAAGUACUAUGGAUAUUUAAGAAGAAAGGAAACAAUUUUAACUAUUUUUAUUGUAAUUUUAUAGAAGAAAUGGCCUGUAAAAGAAAUGUCUGUAAACCAGAAAGCAUUUGGGAAAUUUUAUAUUUUAUAGGUGGUGAUUCAGGUGACCUUCAGCGUAUAAGAUAGAUCAGUAGUUUACACAACCUUCGUUCUCCUGAUGAAGUUUUUAUUCAUUUUCCUACAGCUGAGCACUUUGUUGUUCCCUUUGCUGCUUAUAUGAGGAUUAAUACUUUAAAUUUGCUUUAUUUGUGCUUUUCAGAGGGUUGUCAUAAUCAUGGCAGUUGUGUUUGUGGCGUCAGAAAUUCUGCUAUCGAAUGAUUGCCCGAGUGUUAUUUCUCGUUAAAUACGGUGGCUGUCACAGUACUCUGAAGAAAAAAGGAUGAUGAUUUUGAAAGCCAUGUAUAUUUUAUGACCUAGGUUCAUAGUAAUUUUAAUUUAAGGGCAAAGGGAAGUAGUCUGUCUUGUUUGCCCUGUGUGACCAUUAAUCCUUAUUGUGCAGAAGAGAACUUAUUUUGUUAUAACAAAAAUAAGUCACAUUCUGGAAAAAAAAACAAGCUGGACUAGCUAUUUUUUGUUUGCUUGGUUGGGUUUUUUUUUUUUUUUUUUUUUGGGGGGGUGGAGGUGGGGAUCCUCUACAUAAGAAUCAGAGCUAUUUGCUACCAUAAGCUCUUGAUUGUUGGCAAAAGAAUUAUUUGUAUUCACUUUUUAUCCCAGAUUGAAAUUGCCUUCCCCUUCUAAGUUAUCUUCCUUUACUAAUACUGGUGAUAGCAGGAACAGUGAGCUUGUAAAAGCAAGUGUAAUGAGGUAUUCUAAAAUCGUGCAUAUGUGGAGUCAGAAUCUCUUCAGUUAUUUGAAUUAUCUAUAGCCAUAUUAUUUUAUUAGCACUGGUUGUCAGAAGUCUGCCAGAUUUAAGAGUAGAGAGGAGAGAGAGAAUGAAAAUAGCGAGAUGCGGGAAAGAAAAUGGCUUCCUUUCUUACUACUAUUAUAUAAUCUAAAAAUGAUAUUUAUUUUUUAAAAUCCAGGUGUGGUACCUGUAGCAGAGAAACAUUGGCUUCCUACACAUCCCUCAUUGUUCUCCUAGAAAAUUACUGUAAAAGCUUAUGAAACCAAAUUAAAUGCCCAUGUUCCGUUUGGCCUAAUUUUUAAAAACAUUUGAACUCCAGCUUUUGUGUGUUUGGUGUACAUCAGCACUCAUGCCGAUUAAGGUCAGAAAGAACGGGAUUAACCAUCUCCGUGUUUGCAUUUGCCCCUUGGGUACAGUAGGUGGCAUUAGUAUGAACUAGCUGCAGAGUUACAGCACCUUGUGGAAGUAAGUGGUGUUUAUUUAUUAUAACAAGAAAAAGUGAAGCUCCAUCUCUGUAAAAUAUUUACUUUGCAGACUAUAAAACUGUUGGAUCUUUUCUUGCAGGAUUUACUUGUCGAUUCUUAAUUCCUUUCUUUGAAAAAUCUUAAAUAAUUUAAUAUUCCUUUAUAUCCUCUUAACGUUGUCAAAGCUGGGGUAGCGUGAUUUCCACCCCCCCAAAAAAAAGGGCUCCGUCUUUGCUACCUUUGAUCACUUUUAGAAAUCCAGUUGUAAUCAAUAAAUUUUAACAGUUUAUGGCUUCCUGUAUCAGCACUGGAGUGGUUGGUUGUGAAUAUUAAAACCUACUACCGUUUUCCCUCAAUAAUACGUAAUUGCUGUGUUUUUGGUAAGAAGGUAUGGCUGGAAAAAAUGUGAAACAUCACUUAAACCAAAGCCAGUUAUAAGGAGUAUUCUCUCCUGUUGGUUUACCUUCACCUCAGAACUACAAGAAUAUUACAGCACAUAGUGACUUGCUGUCUGUAACAUUUCUACCAGUUGAUUCUAUAGCAUAUUGGUCUUGGCAUUUCUUGGCACUAUGGUUCUCUGUUCUUGGCGAUGUCUUAUUGUUUGUGAGGAUUUUGAUUUUAAAUAACUAAGUGGGACUAUAAAUGUACAUGUGUGUCAAUACCAAGAAGAUCCUUUCCCAAAGCCCUAAAUUUCUGGUUUCCAUUCAAGUCUUUUAAACUUGUUUUUUUUCUUGCUGAGUAGCAAAGAACUUUUAUUGUCCACUUCCCUAAAUACCUAAAAAGUAUGAACACUGCGUUACAGUUGACUGUAUUGUGUAGUUUUUUGCUGAAAACUUUUCCUGUAAACACAAUUGCCUUGUUCAGUUUAGCUGUAAACUGACUCACCAUAAGAUGCACUGUUGAUACGCUUUCUGAUGUGUGUUUGAUAAAGGUGAUCAAAUAAAGACGAAAAAUAAA